AUGCACAGCAUGGGACUGCUCCCCACCGCAGCGAAGUUACUGGCUGCAGGCGCGCUGUUGCUCCAGCCGGCAGCCGUCGUCGCCCUGCAAUUCAAUCUCACGGCCCUGGGCGCGGCCAAUAACGCGUCGACGCUCGAGUGCUGGCAGAUGGACACGCCCUUCUCCAUUUCGACGCAGCAGGGCACUGCGGGCAGCGCGCAGCUGCAGCUGGGGAACACCAGCACGAUCUCGUAUAGCGUGCUGCCGGCGCAGUAUGACGCUGGGGUGCACAAUGCACCUGCGAAUCAGUGGGUCAUCUUUUUGUCUGGCCUAGCCCACAUCACCCUCCCAGAGGACGACACCACUGAGGUGUAUGUGUCUGGUGGGCAGUUCGGCCUCAUAUUUGCAGCAGACACGUCUGAUGUCAGCGCGAGUGGUCACGCCACGUCAUACCCUGGUACCACUGAGACGAUUGCUAUACAGAUCCCGACUGAGGAUGGCGAGAUACCGGCGCACUCAAUCUUACAUCCUGGGCCCUGUACUGCGAAUGAUACCUUGGGGUUGCUGAUGCUGGGGGCUGGAGGCGCGUGA
Diaporthe amygdali is the source of this 570-nucleotide messenger RNA. RefSeq lists its product as uncharacterized. The transcript is spliced from 2 exons. The record is from RefSeq and is a predicted model, not a curated record. NCBI's taxonomy places the organism in Eukaryota, Fungi, Ascomycota, Sordariomycetes, Diaporthales, Diaporthaceae. Bases 1 to 570 code for a protein of 189 amino acids.